Messenger RNA from Tripterygium wilfordii, 757 nucleotides. Its product is annotated as organelle RRM domain-containing protein 2, mitochondrial. Gene Ontology annotation, molecular function: RNA binding. Bases 111 to 539 code for a protein of 142 amino acids. The record is from RefSeq and is a predicted model, not a curated record. Lineage: Eukaryota; Viridiplantae; Streptophyta; Magnoliopsida; Celastrales; Celastraceae. The transcript has 3 exons.
AUUAGCCGUAUGGGCGGGGCAGGCCCACCAAGGCAGCAUAGAAGAACUAGGGUUUUAUCGCUAUUAUCGUCGCCCAAAACCCCGAGCCCCGAUUCUUCCGUCCUACUUCCAUGGCAUUUGCUUCCAGUUUCAGACGCGUGCUUGGCGCAUCAACCUCUGCGACUUCCUCCAUUCUACAAUUCGGCUCCAUCCGAUUCAGUUCCACACUAACCUCUCCCAAACUCUUUGUCAGUGGUCUUUCAAGAUUAACAACGGAUGAGAAGCUCAGAGACGCAUUUUCUCCUUUUGGCCAACUUGUUGAAGCAAAAGUGAUACAAGAUCGAAUGUCUGGAAGAUCAAAGGGGUUUGGUUUUGUUUCUUAUGCAACAGUAGAAGAGGCUGAGAAGGCUAGAGAAGGGAUGAAUGCUAAGUUUUUGGAUGGAUGGGUUAUAUUUGUCGACCCUGCCAAGCCAAGAGAGCCCAGGCCUCCAGCUCAACUAGAGCCAGAGCCUUCAGAGAGUGGGUUCAGAACAAACAAGACAGUUGGGUGGUGUGGGUGAUUAUUGUUAUUGUUUGGAAGGUGCUUAAAACACUGCAUCCUUAUUUAUUAGCCAGAGAUAUAUAUUUCGGUCAUUGAACAGGCGGGGAUUAUUGAUGAUUUAUUUUGUAACAAAUAGAACUCUGAACCUCAUCUGUAUUGAUUCAGAUCCGCCUUCAUCCAGACUCCAUGUUAAUUUUCUGAUUCUAAUUAUGAUCCAUUUGAGAUCUUUUGAAUGCU